Molecule: messenger RNA, 3114 nt
Organism: Octopus bimaculoides (California two-spot octopus)
Lineage: Eukaryota; Metazoa; Mollusca; Cephalopoda; Octopoda; Octopodidae
Biological process (GO): proteolysis; peptide catabolic process
Cellular component (GO): membrane; cytoplasm
Molecular function (GO): metalloaminopeptidase activity; peptide binding; zinc ion binding
Source: RefSeq, a predicted model, not a curated record
AUGUCUCGUCAAAUGGCCUACAAAUGCAUUGAAGAAUGUGCAUUAGACAUUGUUAACACAAUCGACAGUCUGAUCGGCGAAACGUGUGCAGAAGAGAUUAUCGAAACACCCGAAAAAGAAUCAAACAAGACAGAACGUGUUAAAGAUGUACGCUUACCCACCUCAAUUAUACCCAUUGUGUACGAUGUAGAACUUCAGCCUUACAUCUAUGAAGGACCACCUGAGAAUUUCACUUUCGAUGGUUACGUUAAUAUUAACAUGAAGUGCUUGACUAACUGCACCAACAUCACUUUGCACAGUCACUUGUUAAAUAUCAACGAAAGCUCGGUAGAUUUAUCGUCAACAAAUAAUGCCAACGUACCGCAGGUCAAAGGCUUGGUCUUUGACAAAAAACGUCAGUUCCUCAUCUUUAAUCUCAGUGAGCCCUUGGAAAAUGGGCAGGAAUACAAUAUACGAAUGAAUUUCACAGGGAAGCUUCGAGAUGAUUUAAAUGGACUUUAUCGAAGUUCGUAUAAGCGAGGAAAUAAAACUAUAUAUAUAGCAACAACACAGUUCCAAGCUACAUUCGCCAGACAAGCUUUUCCAUGUUUUGAUGAACCUGCAAUCAAAGCCAAAUUUCGAGUGAUUCUAGUAAGGAAAGCACCAAUGAUCUCACUAUCCAAUAUGCCAAUAAUCCGUCAAGAUAAGAGAGACAACGAUUUUAUCGCUGACGUUUAUAACAUCACAUCAAAGAUGUCUACAUACCUGUUGGCCUUUAUUUAUCGCGUGUGGGCCAGACCAGAAGCAAUCGACCAGGCCAGACUUGCCCUAGAUAUUGGCAUUAAGGUCUUGGAAUACUUUGAAGACUAUUUUGGAGUACCGUUCCCUCUUCCAAAACAAGACAUGAUUGCAAUUCCUGAUUUUGCUGCCGGUGCCAUGGAGAACUGGGGUUUGAUAACCUAUAGAGAAACGGCUAUGCUUUACGAUCCGAAUGCAUCCUCUAUCAUGAACAAGCAAAGGGUUGCCGUUGUCGUUUCACAUGAACUUGCUCAUCAGUGGUUUGGUAACCUGGUGACCCCUCGUUGGUGGGAUGAUCUUUGGCUUAACGAAGGAUUUGCCAGUUAUGUGGAAUAUAUGGGAGUCAACUUUGUCUAUCCUAAAUGGAAGAUGUUCCAACAAUUUAUUUUCAAUGAACUGCAAGGUGUCAUGGAGACAGAUGGCUUAGCUUCCUCUCAUCCAGUCUACGAAACUGUGAAUAACCCAGAUGAAAUACAAGAAAUAUUCGACAGUAUUUCUUAUGCAAAAGGUGCCUCCGUCAUACGUAUGAUGAAGUUUUUCUUGGGUGAAGAGACUUUCAGAAAAGGGCUCAGGACCUAUCUGGAGAAACUGGCCUAUGGAGAAGCUUUCCAUGACGAUCUAUGGAAUGAAUUGGCAGAGCAAUCCAAAAAAGACGGCCGACCUCUUAAGAUUAAAGCUAUUAUGGAUACAUGGACUUUACAGAUGAACUAUCCUCUGGUAACCAUCCGGCGAACUGGUGAAAACCAGUUGACCGUAACCCAAGAAAGAUUCCUUGUUAAUCCAAAUUCAACUCAGAAAUAUAAUUCCACAUUUGGAUACAAAUGGCAAAUUCCUUUCGUGUACACAACAUCUAAAGAAUGGAAAUUCAAUAAGACCGCCGCUGAUGUUAUAUGGAUAGAUGACAAAGUCGAGCAGCCAACCAUAAUAGACAAAACACUUCCUAAGAUGUCAGAUAAGAAAGCCUGGAUUAUUGGAAACUGUAAACAAUAUGGCUACUACCGUAUGAACUAUGACAUAGAUAAUUGGGAGGCUUUAAUAGAACAGCUGAAUACUGACCAUAAGGUAAUUGAUGUAAUCAACCGUGCACAAAUAAUCGAUGACACCUGGAGUUUGGCCAAGGCUGAUAUGUUGGACAUAAAAAUCGCUCUGGGAACGCUGGAAUAUCUCGGUAAGGAAGAGGAGCUUGUACCAUGGGUUGCUGCUUCGUCACACUUAUAUUACAUAAGAACAGUUCUAACCCGCACUGGAGCCUACAGAGACCUGGCGUUAUUCAUACAGAGAUUGGUAACGGGACAUUAUCAUCGCAUUGGCUGGGAUAAUUCAGGCACCGAACACACCGAAACAAUUAUGCGUACAAUGAUUAUUAGAUUAGCUUGCCACUACAAUGUGAAAGGCUGUGCUGAAGAAGCUACUCGACAAUUUCAUUUGUGGAUGGAGAGGCCCGACCGCAAUCGAAUCGAUCCGAAUCUUCGGUUAAUUGUCUACUGCAAUGCCCUACGUAAAGGAGGCGCUCAAGAAUGGGACUUUGCCUAUGAACAGUACAAGAAGUCCAAUAUGGCUAGCGAGAAAGAUCGUUUACUUCGAGCAAUGUCUUGUUCGCAGGAACCGUGGAUAUUAAGCAGGUAACUGGAGGCAUUCGUGGCUUCACAAGGAGACUUGGGGUCAUCAAAAAGAGCCUAUCAGCAAGCAAUAGAAGAGACUAAGACCAACAUCAAGUGGAUGAAGAAGAACUUUAAGCCAGUAAAAGAAUGGUUGAAGAACACAAAUACCAGAAAAAUAAAACAGUCCGUUGAUGUGAGGUUACCCAAGUCCCUUGUUCCUCAGGUGUACAAUCUGGAAAUGAAGCCAAAUAUUUACUCUGGUAAUCCUUCAAACUUCACAUUCCAAGGGAAGGUUGACAUCCGAUUCUUAUGCCAGAAUUCAACUAGCAACGUCACCUUACAUAUCGUCAAACUGGAAAUCCUCGGCAGUAUCACUGUGAAAGAACUGGGGAUAAACAAAGCUAUUACAGUGAGAAACUUCGAAGAAAACAAAGAGAAAGAAUUCCUCGUUGUUUACCUAAAUGAAGAGUUGGAGGCUGGACAUCGUUAUAAAAUAGUGAUACAAUUCAAAGGGUCACUCCUUCCCGAUCUCAAGGGAUUUUAUUUCAGUUCCUAUGAAUAUAAUAACGAAACAAUAUAUCUUGCCACUACGCAGUUCCAGCCAACCAAUGCUCGAAAAGCUUUCCCAUGUUUUGAUGAACCAGCACUGAGAGCUAAAUUCAACGUUGUGUUGAUCCGGAAGAAAAAUAUGACUGCACUCUCAAAUCAACAAAUAUUACGUACAGAACCACGGUAA